Messenger RNA from Aureobasidium musti, 2202 nucleotides. The record is from the annotation of a GenBank genome assembly. Lineage: Eukaryota; Fungi; Ascomycota; Dothideomycetes; Dothideales; Saccotheciaceae.
ACACAAGACAAGAUGGAAGCGCCAACCAAACCAACGACAUCGUCGCUGUUCGAGGUCUAUCUCCGUCUACGACCAUCAUUCGCGCCCAAUGCAGAGAGAUUCCUCGACGUCGAUGCGGCCGACGACAAAGCAGCACCCACGCACAUCACAAUCCACCCGCCCGCACACGAUCAACGCAGAAAGGCAGUCGAGACUUUCAAGUUCACCAGAGUCUUUGAAGAGGAGGCAACACAACUCGACUUGUUCCAUGGCACCGGUCUGGACUCGAUGAUGCAGGGUGUGCUGGGCGCCGAGGGUAGAGAGGGCCGUGACGGGCUCUUUGCUACUCUCGGUGUCACUGGCUCCGGCAAGCGUGGACUGACGCAGCUCACCCUCGACGUGCUCUACCAGAAUCUCGGCGACCAGCUCAUCUCGACAAGACGCGAUCAACUCGCCCUACAGUCAGUCUUCGCUUCCGACACGUCCGAAGCGCACAUGUCAGCCGCCAACCAGUACCUCGAAUCCAUCUACGGCGAUGCUUCGUCAGACACUCGUUCUCACUCGANNGAGCUCAAUCGAGAGCUGCAACUCCCCCUCAUGGUACGACCAACUUCUCCUUCAAAACAGGGCUUGUAUCCCAGCCUCAACCAUCAAUCAUGUAUCUCCACCACUUCGUGUAUCGCCUGCUCCACCAAGAGCAAUCAGCGCCAUUCCUGUGUCCAAAGACCACAACCUUCAUCCAUCUUCAGUUUCCUCCAGCGCCCUGUGACAAGAAGUCAAGCUAAGACGCAGCCACAAAAGGACAUUUCCUUCGUUUCCAACCCUCGUCCCUCGUCCGCCAUGGCGCCCAAGCGCCAUAUGCCUAGACUUUCUAGCAUGCCCCAAUUCCCCAUCAUUCAAGACACCAACCUCGACGUCGACCAGACCGCCGAAUUCGCCAUUGUCGUCAGCAUGUACGAAGUAUACAACGACCGCAUCUUCGACUUGCUCGCUGGUUCCGCCGCAUACCAACCCUCCAAGACUGCAACAGCCAAACGCAGACAUCUGCUUUACAAAAACACAGAACACAGCUCCGACCGCAAAGUCGUCGCUGGUUUGAGAAAGGUCGUCUGCGAGAACCUAGAUGAGGCCCUUCUCGUGCUCGAAACUGGUUUGACAGAACGCAGAGUCGCCGGGACUGGCAGCAAUGCUGUCAGCAGCAGAAGUCACGGCUUCUUCUGUGUCGAGGUGAAGAAGAGACUGGCCGGUGCUGCAACAUCCAACUGGUCGAGCAGUGCUCUGACGAUUNGCUCUGAACGUGCUCGCGCUGCAAAGACAGCUGGCUCAACCCUCGCAGAAGCAGGCAAGAUUAACGAGUCGCUCAUGUAUCUCGGUCAAUGCAUGCAGAUGCAGAGCGACAAUGCCGACCCUACCAAGGCUUCCAACAUCGUCCCCUUCCGCCAAUGCAAACUGACCGAAUUGCUCUUCUCCAACUCGUUCCCUUCUUCAUCAUCACAUCACGUUCGCUCACCUAAGCCGCCGCAANAGGGCAUUAUGAUCGUCACAGCAGACCCUCUCGGUGACUACAACGCUACCAGUCAGAUCCUUCGCUACUCGGCUCUGGCGAGAGAAGUCACCGUUCCUCGCAUUCCCAGCUACACUAGCACCAUGGUCCCUCUCGCUCGCCCAGGAACCUCAGCCUCGGGCCGCCUUACUCCCUCGAACCCUGCUGCCAGCGAUGCAGCUCUCGAAAACGCCCUGGCUGAACUCGCUCUUCUACGUCAAGACCUCGAACUCACACAACUCCGUCUCGAAGAAGAAACACAACGACGCAAGGAAGCAGAGUCCUCAUGGUUGACAGCAGAAAACCGUCUUGAGUCGCUUGAGCUGGAACUGCGCGACGAGAUCUGGGAAGAGUUUGAAUCACAAUUGGAGUCUGAACGUCGUCGCUACCAUGCCGCUCGUGAAGCCGAGCAAGAGCACGUCGACCAGCAUCUUGACAGAAAGGUGGAGAUCCUUACAAGAGGUUUGAGUGAAGUCCAGGUCUGCGAAGACGGUGAUGCAGAAGGUGAUGAGAAGAUUGCCGAGUUGGAAGAGGAGAAUGCGAGACUCAGAGAGAAGGUGCAAGCUUUCGAACGCGAAAAGGAGAACCAGAGUCCUGUUCGCAAGAUGAGAGUGCUCAAGCCCAGAAAGUGGGAAGGCAAGGAAGAAUUCGGUGUUGGUCUUUUUGGUGGAAGUCCUUGA